Molecule: messenger RNA, 2760 nt
Organism: Pteronotus mesoamericanus
Lineage: Eukaryota; Metazoa; Chordata; Mammalia; Chiroptera; Mormoopidae
Gene: MLXIPL
Product: MLX interacting protein like
Biological process (GO): positive regulation of transcription by RNA polymerase II
Cellular component (GO): RNA polymerase II transcription regulator complex
Molecular function (GO): protein dimerization activity; DNA-binding transcription factor activity
Source: RefSeq, a predicted model, not a curated record
CGAUGGCCAUGGCCGGGGCACUGGCAGGUCUGGCCGCGGGCUUGCAGGGCCCAAGGGUCGGCCCCAGCCCGGACUCGGACUCAGACACAGACUCGGAGGACCCGAGUACCCGCCGCAGCGCCGGCGGAUUGGUCCGCUCGCAGGUCAUCCACAGCGGUCACUUCAUGGUGUCGUCGCCGCACAGCGACACGCUGACCCGGCGGUGCGACCAGGAGGGGCCCGUGGGGCUCGCAGACUUCGGGCCGCGCAGCAUCGACCCCACACUCACCCGCCUCUUCGAGUGCAUGAGCCUGGCCUACAGUGGUAAGCUGGUGUCUCCCAAGUGGAAGAAUUUCAAAGGUCUCAAGCUGCUCUGCCGAGACAAGAUCCGCCUCAACAACGCCAUCUGGAGGGCCUGGUAUACCCAGUAUGUGGAGAGGAGGAAGAGCCCCGUGUGUGGCUUCGUGACCCCCCUGCAGGGGCCAGAGGCUGACGUGCACCGGAAACCAGAGGCCGUCAUCCUGGAGGGAAAUUACUGGAAGCGGCGCAUCGAGGUGGUGAUGCGCGAGUACCACAAAUGGCGCAUCUACUACAAGAAACGGCUCCGUAAGUCCAGCAGGGAAGGGAAUCUCCUGGCCCCAAAGCAGGCGGAAGGGGGGUGGCAGCCACCUGAGCGAUGGUCUGAGCAGCUCUUCUCCAGCAUGGUGCCUGUGCUGCUGGGGGGCCCAGCGGAGGAGCCCGGUGGGCGGCAGCUUCUGGACCUCGGUUGCUUUUUGUCGGACAUCUCCGACACGCUCUUCACCAUGACUCAGCCCAGCUCCACGCCCCUGCAGCUGCCCCCUGAGGACGCUUACGCUGGCAAUGCUGACAUGAUCCAGCCGGAACUGACACCUCUGCAGCCCAGCCUGGAUGACUUUAUGGAGAUCCCAGAUUUCUUCAACAGCUACCGCCCCCCACAGACAGCCGCGCCUUCAAACUUCCUGGAGCCUCCCAGCUUCAGUCCCAUGGCUGACUCCCUAUUCAGCAGUGGGGUCCUGGGCUCAGAGGUGCCCCCUGCCUCCUCGGGUAUGACCCACCUCUCAGAGCAUAACCGCCUGCAGGCUCGGAGCAGCGGCCCUGGCUCCCUGGACUCCAGUGCCUUCCAGAGCUCUGAUUUCCUCCUUUCUGAAGAUCCCAAGUCUAAGCUCCCACCCUGUCCCACAUCCCCACCCCUCCUCCAAUACCCUGGCCCUGCCAAAGGUCCUGGCCUUGAGCCCUGUCCCCUACCCCUCUUCCCUUCCAUGGCUCUGCCCCCUGCUGUGCUGCAAGAAGAAACUCUCUUCUCUCCCAAAUUCUCCUUCCCUGCUGUCCCUCCUGCAUCAGGAGUGUCUCCGCUGCCGGCUCCUACAACCUUCCCUUCCACCCGACAGCCUGGCCCAGGCCCUGUCCCCUCCCACUUCCCCAUGGACCUUCUAUCCUCCGGGUAUCCAGAGCCCCCAUUUGGGCCUCACUUCACAGUGCCCCAAGACGUGCAGCCCAGAAGCAAGCCCCCCACCCCACCCCUUAGGGGGCGGAAGCCCAGCCCUCCCACCUUGGCCCCUGGCACUGCCCGGGGCCACAGCUCCUGCCUCCCGCAGCUGCUCACAGCAGCCAAGCCUGAGCAAGCCCUGGAGCCGCCUCUUGUGUCCAGCGCCCUCCUGCGGCCCCCAGAAUCCCCGGUAAGAUGGCGUGCAGUGGGAGUGGGGGAGCCUCGGAGCUUCACCCCAACUCUCCGCCCUUCUCCACCCCAGCAGGAGACGGUCCCUGAAUUCCCCUGCACCUUCUUUCCCCUGACUCCGGCCCCCACACCACCCCGGCCACCUCUGGGCCAAGCCACACUGGCCCCUCCCAGGCCCUUGGUUGUCCCCAAAGUAGAGCGGCUGUCACCCCCAGCACCCAGCGGUGGUGAACGGCGACUGUCUGGGGAGCUGAGCUCCAUCCCGGGCCCAGGGACCCUGAGGGUUCGAGUCUCUACUCCUCAACCUGCCCUAAGCAGGGGCCGUCCAGACAACAAGAUUGAGAACCGCCGCAUCACACACAUCUCUGCAGAGCAGAAGCGGCGCUUCAAUAUCAAGUUGGGGUUUGAUACCCUGCAUGGGCUGGUGAGCACGCUCAGCACCCAGCCCAGCCUCAAGGUCAGUAAAGCAACCACCCUGCAGAAGACAGCUGAGUACAUCACCGUGCUGCAGCAGGAGCGGGCGGCCUUGCAGGAGGAGGCCCAGCAGCUACGGGACCAGAUUGAGGAGCUCAAUGCUGCCAUUAACCUGUGCCAGCAGCAGCUGCCAGCUACUGGGGUGCCCAUCACACACCAGCGUUUUGACCAGAUGCGAGACAUGUUUGAUGAUUAUGUCCGGACCAGAACACUGCAAAACUGGAAGUUCUGGGUAUUCAGCAUCCUCAUCCGGCCUCUGUUUGAGUCUUUCAAUGGGAUGGUGUCCACGGCAAGCUUGCAGAGCCUUCGUCAGACGUCGCUGGCCUGGCUGGAUCAAUACUGUUCCCUGCCUGUUCUCCGGCCAACUGUUCUGAACUCCCUCCGCCAGCUGAGCACAUCUACCAGCAUCCUGACGGACCCAGGCUGUAUAGCCGAGCAAGCCACACGGGCAGUCACAGAGGGCACCCUUGGCAAACCGCUAUAGUGGUGACCAGACCCUGCCAUUCACUCAACUGCCUUGGGGCUACUUUCCUUGUGCAUAGGUUCUUCCUUCUGCCCCAGGCCCUGGCUGUCCCUUUUCCUGAGAGUUAAGCAGGACCCUAGCCUCUUUC